AUGUCAGACAAUCAGAGUUGGAAUUCCUCAGGCUCUGAAGGGGACCCCGAGACUGAACUUGGGCUGCCUGUUGAGCUCUGCGGGGUGCUCAGCAAGUGGACCAACUACAUUCACGGGUGGCAGGAUCGAUGGGUAGUUCUGAAAACCAACACGCUCAGUUAUUACAAGUCUGAAGAUGAAACAGAGUAUGGCUGCAGAGGCUCAAUUUGUCUGAGCAAGGCUGCGAUGACACCACAUGACUUUGAUGAAUGUAGAUUUGAUAUCAGCGUAAAUGAUAGUGUUUGGUACCUCCGAGCUCAGGACCCAGGCCACAGACAACAGUGGGUAGAUGCAAUAGAACAACACAAGACUGAAUCUGGCUAUGGAUCAGAGUCAAGUUUACGACAUCAUGGCUCCGUGGUGUCUCUUGUUUCUGGAGCAAGUGGAUACUCUGCAACAUCCACUUCUUCGUUCAAGAAGGGCCAUAGCUUACGUGAGAAGCUUGCUGAAAUGGAAACCUUUAGAGACAUCUUGUGUAGACAAAUUGAUACUUUACAGAAAUACUUUGAUGCCUGUGCAGAUGCAGUUUCUAAAGAUGACCUCCAGAGAGAUAAAGUGGUGGAAGAUAAUGAAGAUGAUUUCCCUAUGAUGUGCUCUGAUGGGGAUUUUCUACAUAACAGUAACAGCAGUAAGGAAAAAUUGUUUCCCCAUGUGACACCCAAAGGAAUUAAUGGCAUAGACUUUAAAGGAGAAGCUCUAACUUUCAAGGCAACUACUGCUGGAAUCCUUGCUACACUCUCUCAUUGUAUUGAACUCACAGUAAAACGUGAAGAAAGCUGGCAAAAAAGGCUAGAUAAGGACAUGGAGAAGAGGAGAAGAAUAGAAGAAGCAUACAAAAAUGCUUUGACAGAACUGAAGAAAAAGUCCCACUUUGGAGGGCCGGACUACGAGGAGGGUCCUAAUAGUCUGAUUAAUGAAGAAGAAUUCUUUGAUGCUGUUGAAGCUGCUCUCGAUAGACAGGAUAAAAUGGAAGAACGGUCUCAAAGUGAAAAGGUCAGAUUACACUGGCCAAUAUCCUUACCUUCUGGAUAUGCAUAUUCUGCUGUGGAGGCUCAUCGAUUUGUUCAAAAGCACUUCAGUCGCUCUUCUUCCAUGUCUUCCAUUGAUCUAGUCAGUGCCUCUGAUGUUCACAGAUUCAGCACCCAGGUAGAAGAGAUGGUACAAAACCAUAUCACUUAUUCCUUACAAGAUGUUGGAGGAGAUGCCAAUUGGCAGCUAGUGGUAGAAGAAGGAGAAAUGAAGGUAUACAGAAGAGAGGUGGAAGAGAAUGGAAUAGUUUUAGAUCCUUUGAAGGCAACACAUGCUGUUAAAGGGGUAACAGGACAUGAAGUUUGCCACUACUUCUGGAAUGUCGAUGUUCGUAAUGACUGGGAAACAACAAUUGAAAACUUCCAUGUUGUGGAAAACUUAGCCGAUAAUGCAGUCAUCAUUUACCAGACACAUAAGAGGGUGUGGCCAGCUUCUCAAAGGGAUGUGCUAUAUUUGUCUGCCAUCAGAAAGAUAACAGCAUUCAGUGAAAAUGAUCCUGAAACGUGGAUUGUAUGUAAUUUCUCUGUGGAACAUGACAGUGCUCCUCUGAACAACUGCUGUGUCCGUGCCAAAAUAAAUAUCGCUAUGAUUUGUCAAACACUAGUAAGCCCACCAGAGGGGAACAAGGAAAUAAGCAGGGACAAUAUCCUGUGCAAGAUUACAUAUGUAGCUAAUGUGAAUCCAGGAGGAUGGGCACCAGCAUCAGUGUUACGGGCAGUGGCAAAACGGGAAUAUCCCAAAUUCUUGAAGCGUUUUACAUCAUAUGUGCAAGAGAAAACAGCAGGAAAGUCUAUUUUAUUCUAG
Molecule: messenger RNA, 1872 nt
Organism: Cygnus olor (mute swan)
Lineage: Eukaryota; Metazoa; Chordata; Aves; Anseriformes; Anatidae
Product: ceramide transfer protein-like
Exons: 17
Coding region: 1-1872 (623 amino acids)
Biological process (GO): ER to Golgi ceramide transport
Cellular component (GO): Golgi apparatus
Molecular function (GO): phosphatidylinositol-4-phosphate binding
Source: RefSeq, a predicted model, not a curated record